This is a messenger RNA of Leptosia nina, 828 nucleotides long. Lineage: Eukaryota; Metazoa; Arthropoda; Insecta; Lepidoptera; Pieridae. The record is from the annotation of a GenBank genome assembly.
AUGUUGUCCACCCAAUUGCAGAGAAGGUUCUUGCUUUCCUCCUUAAGGGGAGAUUUAAGAAAAGUCAGGUGUUAUGCAACCAAAAAGCGGUUCUAUACCAGGACUGACAUUGUGCAGAAUGAAAACAAAUGGGAAGUUAUUUUAGACCAUCGCAAACUGAAGACCCCAAAUGGUCAAGUAUUUAAUGUAGAUACAGAAGGUCUAGCUCGUGCCGUAGCUGCAGAAUGGGAUGCACAACAGGACAUAAUUGCACAGCCUACAAUGCAUUUGACAGCAUUGUGCAAUACAGCUUUGGAUAAUCCAGGAAAGUUAACUAAACAUGACAUUGCUAUCCAUUUACUGGAAUACUUUUCUACGGACACAAUUCUUUUCUUUUCUGAUGAGGAAAAAGAAUUACAGCUUCUUCAAGAAGAAAAAUGGGGACCAUUGUUGGAUUGGUUUGAAAAGCGAUUUGGUGUAAGACAAGAGGUGUCAAAGGAUCUACAGCCUCCCCCUGUCAGUACAGAAACAAGAGCUGUCUUAGCCAGACAUUUUCUUUCAUAUGAUUUCCCAGCCUUAAAUGCUAUGAACUUUGGAGUCGAGGCUUUGAAAUCCCCCAUAUUGAUGCUGGCUUGUGUUGACAAAUUUAUACAGGCAAAAGAGGCGGUUAUGCUUGCUAGACUAGAAGAAGAAUACCAGCUGCAACGUUGGGGACGUGUACCUUGGGCUCACGAGCUCAAUCAAGUGGAACUAACCGCACGUGUGGCGGCAUCCUUACUCAUAAUUCAAAACUCAACAGAACUGCAUUUAGAGAAAAUAAAAAAAUCACAUCAGAUAGAACAUAGUUAA